UGUUGGGACUUGGACGCAGGCCUUCUGGCCUCGAGGUAAGGGAUCAGGAUCCGCGUCCGGACUGUCUCUUGCCAGGGGUUAGGAUGUGUGGAGUGUCCCGGCCACGCUGCGAGGGGAUCGAUCCCACAUACUUGGUGCUGAAACUGACCCUGGGAGUCUUCGCGACACUUUUCUGGUUGCUGGGACUACUCAUCUUGUGUAUCGGCAUUUACGCAGAAGUGGAAAGACAGCGGAACAAGACAAUGGAUGGCUUCUUUAUUGCUCCAGCCAUCAUCCUGUUACUGCUGGGUCUGGGCAUGUUCACCGUUUCCUUUGCUGGCAUGAUUGGAGCUCUGCGAGAUAACGAACUGCUGCUUCAAGUGUUUAAGUGGACGCUCGUCAUUGUGGUGGUUUUGCAGUUGAUUUUCAUAAUCGUUAGCUUUUUAUGCCAGAAGAAGGUGCUUUUGGUAUUUAAAGCCAACGUGCGGGAGGGGAUUAAACACUAUUAUGAUGACUUGGAUUUCAAAAACAUUCUGGAUCGCAUACAAAUCAAGUUUUCAUGCUGUGGGGGAGAUGACUACAUGGACUGGGCUGUGAAUCAAUACCAUGCUUGUGAUGCACCAGGACCACUGGCCUGUGGAGCACCGUACACUUGCUGUGUGAGGAAUCAGAGAGAUGUCAUCAACACUCAAUGUGGAUACCAGACACUGCAUCUAGAGCGUUCCGAGGUUGAUGGAAUCAUCCACGCUCGAGGCUGUGUCGAUGCGAUCAAUCUGUGGUUCAUGGAUAACAUUGGCAUCACAGUGGGAAUUCUUGCUGCCCUGCUCCUGCCACAGUUUGUUGGGAUUGUGCUGAGCUGUAUGUACCUGAAGAUACUAUCACAACACAUGGAUGAACCGGAUGGGUUCAGAAUGUUUGUUCCUUAUGAGCUGCUGGAUCUUUCAGGUGCUGGAUGGUGUAUGUGUCUGCCGAGAGAGGGUGGCUACCAACAAUUACAAAGAGCUGACAGCAAUGCUGACAUCCCGGAUGCACUGGAUUCUGUUCAAGAAAUGCAGCUGAUCAGCACACAGCAAGGAGAAGUGAACUGAGAAAAGAUCCCAAGACUCAACGAGUGUCAAAGUCUGUCAUUUGCCAGUUCAGCAACACUGAACAGAAAUGCAGCAGCUUUGGCAUUCUCCAUAUGUAAUAGUUUUUGCUAAGGUUGUCUGGUGUAGGAGAUAUCACUUUUUGGUAAUGGUAUUCUGUUACCAUGAUAGCAAAAACCAAAUGACAAAUGAAAAUGAGCUCAAGUUUACUGUAUUUGGAGUAGAUGCUGUCGAUCCUGUGCAACUCACUCAACCCCCAUUACUCCCCAUGGACAAUUCUGCAUUUCACACGGCCUUAUACAUUGAAAAUUAAAUUGGUUUUUUCAACAAGGAAAGGGACCCUCCAUAAAUUACACAGUUAAAUCUGAUGGAGAAGUGACACAAGUUGGAAAUAUAUACUUUCACUUUGCUGAACUGCAAUCUCAGUUGUUGGUCUUGCUGUAACCACUGGAGGAGCUGCUGAGUAGGGAGCAGGGACUUUUGGUUUGAGAUCAGGGCAUGCUUCCAAUAUGUUUUUAGACUCCUCUUAUCAUCCAUUUAUUUAAAUCCUGCAACCCAAAGUUCCAAGUGCCAUACAGUUUUGUGUGUUUCCAUUCUGGAUUAGCCAAUGUACAUCUUAUACUACAAGUAGUUUUAUAUUCUCAUUGUGCUACUUUCUAUAGAUGGAAAGUCAGAGCAAUGGAAUAUUUGCAAGUCAGGUCACCCUCAGUCAUUAGCCUCAUUGUGUUUCAGCUUGGCUGGCACCAGUAACAUUAAAAUUACCAUCAGAGCAAUGCAACUGUUGUAAAUGUUACCUUCCAUCAUUUUAAUGUCAAUGGAGAGUUAACUCCCUUUCAAUGGUAUAAUCGAUUCAAUUCAAUUCCAGCGACAGCAAGAUCUCCAUUUCCCUCGUCAGGAGAUAAUGUAGAUUCAACAAGAUAAAGUGACUGUGACCUUUGUGUGCUGGUCUAAUACGUUUGGCAAUGGUAGCUACUGCAUACUAUUGCUGAGAGUUCAUUGCCUGUUGACCACCUCGCCUUUUCACUGUCAGUUUUACACUAUGGUAAUACAGUGAUGUAUCCUGAGCUUCUCACCACAAACUACCACUGGUUCAUCAGAAAAUGACACAAUUUCACAUCACAUUGGUUUUAUCUUGUGUCAUUAUUUCAGGCAUUCAUUGACACUGGUAAGAAAUUGCCAGAUUUCUUUUGAGAUAAGAGAAGCAAUUUUCAAUACAACGGGAAAUGUCUUGAAAAUACUCAGUAGGUCAGGCAGCCUCUGACUAAUAAUAGUCAACACUGAUAAAAGACCACUGAUUUGAAAUGUUAACUCUGUUUCUGUCUCCACACCUGCUGAGUAUCUCAAGCAUGUUCUGUUUAGGUUUGAAGUUUCCAGCACCAAAACUAUUUGAGGCAAUGUAUUCACUGAGAAACUGUGGAAUAGAAGCAAGCUGUAUAGAAACUAAACAUUGAUUCAAUUGGUGUCCUGCAAACGAUCAGCAUUACAGUACUAUUGAGCAAUAGGGGAAAGAUGGUGGAAACUUACACAAACUUAAUACAUCUAUUCAUUUCACAGCUCCAGAACAUUUCAGUGUCUGUUUGUUAGUUCUUUUGAAAAGGCCUUAGAGAUGAGCAAUGUACAAUUUUCAGGUUACUAUCCUUUCUCCUCACAGAGCUGAAUUUGAAGCCAGUCCAGGUGUAGUAGUUCUACUUCUAUCCCUCCUUUUUUCUAGGACAUAAUAUGAGUUGACGUUAGGCCAAACGGACAAUCCCCAUAAUGGCUGUUUUGUUGGCAUUGUUGGAUCAGAUAAUAAAAAUAUCAGUUUUGUUGGUACUAAAGCAUUACUGGGCAGAGCAGUAGUUUCAGUGAAGUCACCAUAGUCCUAGAGGAUCACUCCCCCAGUAGAGAGAGGUUACUGGUGGUGCCUUUAACUCGAGGAUCAGUAGGCCUCAGACAAGAGACAAGGUUGAGGAGGCACAGCUUUCAUGAUAACCUCAGCCAGUACAGGAAUUGAACCAAUGCUGUUGGCAUCAUUCUGCAUUAUAAACCAGCAAACCAGCCAACCAAUCACACUUGUGAUGAAUGGUAUCGUGAGUAGACAUUUAUUCUGACCUCUGAGUGUUUAAAACUGACCCUCCUUAUUCAUGGUGAGCACUCAAAUUCACCUUCAAAGAAGUUGGAUCACAAAGGGGGAUGUCUUUAAUAGGAUGGAAGACAGAAGAGAUUAAGGGUUGAUGGAGCAAGAUAGAAAGGGGUGAGAAUGGGCUGAAUGAAUAAGAGACAUGUCUAAGGAAGAGGUAGAAACAAGGAUAAAGAAUUGUCACCAAAAUCUGCUAUUAAAAACACAUUAGACCUUUCUGAAGAAGGGUCUAGGCCCAAAAUGUCAGCUUUCCUGCUCCUCUGAUGCUGCUUGGCCGGCUGUGUUCAUCCAGCUCUACACCUUGUUAUCUCAGAUUCUCCAGCAUCUGCAGUUCCUACUAUCUCUGUUAAAAACACAUUGUUGUUAACCAUUACCGCAGAGUAUAGUUAGGUUCCAGUAUGUUAGAUCCAUGUGGUUGAGGCUUUUAGAAUUUAACAAAAAAGGGUGAAGGCUGAUAAGACACAGCCAUUAAUGUGAUGUUUGGGAUUGUAAUCAAUUUCUCUCCUCCUAAAACGUUUAUGACCAGCCUUAGCAAAUUAAAUAAAUCAGAGUUUACAUUGAUGCUCACUUUUGUUUGGAUUCCCUUGUGUGUGACUCUACCAUUUAAAGAAAGAAAGCAAGUGGAAAGCACUCAGGAGAUUGUUUUCACAGGGAAUUCAUUUGAGUGAUGGAGAAGAUAAAAAUCGAUGAAGAAGUAAAGACUUAAUAUACACAGAGUGGGACUCCUUCAGUCAUUUCCCCCUCUCAGACGAAUUCAAUCAAUUCUACGGCAAUUUAAAAUUGGUUCAUGCCAUUAAAUUUAAGAAGGAUCUGAAUCAACAAUUGACAAGCCAAGUGACUGAGAAAUAAACAAUGUAGGAUAGUGUGUUUUCCAAAUUUUAGUGGCAGAUGGAGCAAAGUUUCCAUUCUGAUAAACAUCUGGAAAUCACUGCAAUCCUUAUGCUUAAUUGGUUUAAGGCUUGCUCAACUUGAAAUGGAGGGAACAGGUGGCUUCAUUGUAUUUAAACUUACAGCUUUGGAAUUUACUGUGAAUGUCGGUGCCCACUUCUAUGAAAUGUGUCAGUCCUUUUCAGUGGCAGUGAUGAUCAGGAUCUAAAAGUGGCCAAGGCUUUUCUGGUAAAAUUGACAUGCUUGGCAAAUAUUGUCAAAUUAUUCUUUGCACUAGAGGGUGUUGACAAAUGCUUGAUUUUCUUCCAAACCUAUUAUGGAAAUGUGAAUCUUGUUAUGUUAAUUAUAUCAUUGUUUUCCAAAUGCAAAACUGAAAUUGUAUAUUGAAAUUUAAGAUAAUAAUAUGGUCAUAUUUUGUUGAUAAAUAUUUUGUGGUGA
Molecule: messenger RNA, 4509 nt
Organism: Rhincodon typus (whale shark)
Lineage: Eukaryota; Metazoa; Chordata; Chondrichthyes; Orectolobiformes; Rhincodontidae
Exons: 9
Coding region: 84-1067 (327 amino acids)
Cellular component (GO): membrane
Source: RefSeq, a predicted model, not a curated record